CCCCGCCAUCCCUCCAUCGGUCCCGCCUCGGCAGGCCUAUAGGAGCCGGGCUUCGCCAUCAUGUGCGACUGUUUCCACCUGGCCUUCCCGAACUGGCACGCCGCCCCUUCAGGGACAGGAACUCGUCGCAGGCUGAGAGGACCAGAACUCCCCUCAGAGGACACUUCAGCAUGUGACGAGCCAUCACAUUUCAACGAGGAAGAGAGACCGCGCCCUCAAGGAUCGUCCCCUGUUGAAGAACAUCCAGAAAAUGAGAAAUACAGCGACAGUGACAAAGAGUGUGAGCAUGAGCCACACCAGAAGGGAGGGAGAGGAAAGAAGACUAAAAAGUCUGGCUUUGGGUGCGGAUUUGACCGGCGCUCAACACCAAAGAUGAGCAAACUGAAGGAAGCGUACAGCCCAGAGUCAGGAGUGAUAGUGAAAACCGCUAAUGAUGGCUGUGCAGAAGGUCUUGUCUAUGGCGGGGGAGGAAAAGAAGGAAUCUUCAUUAAGGAAGUAGUACCAGAGUCACCGGCCUAUAAAAAUCUACAAUUGAAAGAAGGUGAUCAGAUUCUGAGCGCCACCGUUUAUUUUGACAAUGUGUCAUAUCAGGACGCCAUUCAGAUAAUGGAACAUGCUCAAGGUUACAAAAUGAAGCUCUGCUUAAAGAGGAAACCAGACAUCACAGACACUGAACCCACGGCUGAAUGUGACAUCAUCCCUGAGGAUGAAACCUUUACUCCAGAGAUGAGAGAGCAUGGGAAAACCAAAAGGCGAGGUGAUGCACGCAUUUCUUGGCCCAAAUUUCCUUCUUUAAGGAGAGGACGAAAAUCCCGCUUUGCAAGAUCUCACAGUUCGUCAGAGGCUGACGAGCAGAGAAAGUUGGAGUUGAGUCCCACAACAAGCGACACGGAGUCCCCAAUAAAAUCUCAGGAGGCCCUUAAAGGCAAAAAACGGCAUAAGAUGAAGCUUCCAACUCUAACGAAGAGAGGUCGCAUUAGUUCAUCAGAAGAGCAGGACACGGAUGCACCAACAGUAACUGAAAGUCACCAAACACAAGAUGCUGUGAAACUGGUUUCACCGGAAAGCCUUCAAAGCCCUUUGGGAGGAAGACCUGAAGUCCAUGGGACAGAGGACUUGACUCUGAUAGAAGACUGCGAAAAACGAAAAUUGUCUAAACCACAAACUGUUCAACACAAGGUGGAGCUCUCUGCUAUAGACAGCACUUUGAAAACAACAGAUAUAAUGAUGGCUCUGGCAGGCCAAGAGAGCCCCUCUGGACCCCUGUCUCCGGACGGUAAGAAGAAAAAGAAAGGAAGGUCAGAAUUUAAAACAAAAAUGUUAGGGAAGGACAAAUCACAAAAGAAGGAGACAAAAGCAAAAUCACCCAAAAGGCUAAAAACACUUGGUGCAAGUUUAGAAAGACCAGAUCAAGCCAUUGUUAAGGGGGAAAUGCCAGAUGAAGUGGCCAAUAUUCAAAUAAUUACCAGUGAGAGGAUUGAAGAAACAUCACCUCUCAAAAUCAAAGGAAAAACUAAAAUAAGAACAGUCCUUCCGAAGCGUGAAGACAUUGAGAUUCCCGGUAUGGAGGCUGUGUUGAUAAGGACCAAAGCCAAAGGACCUCAUGAAGAGACACCAGAAAUUGUCCAACUGUCAAUUGAUGUGGACAGAGUAAAAGAGGCAGUUUCAAAGUUACCUGGAUAUAAACUGCCAAAGGUUGAUAUGUGUGGAGUACCUAUCCCUGAAGAAAUUACUGUCAUUGAUGCAAACGCACAAAGAAUAUCAGUAAAAACCCCCACAAAAGUUGCUGACAGCAAAACAAAACAGGACACACCCAUCAGUAAGUUGGAGGUCACUGCUUCUCAAGAAUUAUCCACAGAUUCAUACACACUACCAAAGACCAAACUGGGUGAUUUAACAUCGGAAGAAGUCCUAAGUGUGACAACGGUGGACCAAAGCGACACACAAAGCUCAAAAGAUUCUGAGAAGAAAACAAAGACAGCAAAGAUAGUAUUGCCAAGCAUUGGGUUUUCAAAGUCAGACUUUAGAAUUCCUGAAAUUGGAAUGUAUUUGCCAAAACCAAAUAUUUCUGGCCAAAAUGGUGACGAGGUUAAAGAUGAAAAAACUGUAUUCCUACCAGAAAAGUUGUUCAAAACUGCGGUAAGUGAAGACAGCAUACUGAGUUGGGAGACCAAAGCAGAUGUCAAAAAGCAAGAAGCUGACACCCCUGCUGCAGAACUUUCAAGUGAACUUGGAGACACUGAUGUUGAUAUUCCUAUUCUAGAAGGAAGUUUGGAGAUCACUCAACCACAAAUGGAGUUUCACCCGCCAGAAGUUGAUGUCAAAAUAAGUGGCCAGGAGAGCAAGUUUAAAAUGCCAAAGUUUGGUAUCUCUAUGCCAAAAAUAAAAAGUCCUGACAUUGAUAUAAGUUUGUCAAAGAAAGACAAAGAUAUUACAUUCCCAGAAGCUGAAGUCGCCGACAUUGACAUUAAACUACCAUCAGCCAAAGUUGAUAUUGAAGCAACUAAUAUUGAAGUUCAACCAGGUGAUGUUGAAGGAUCUCCAUCAAAAUUCAAACUGCCAACGAUCAAAUUACCCAAAUUGUCAUUUGGAAAGCAAAGUAGCAAGGAAUCUGACGUUGACGUUGGUCUCCCAGAUGUUGAUGUUUCUAUUCCAGAAGGAAGUUUGGAGAUCACGAAACCACAAGUGGAGUUUCACCCACCAGAAGUUGAUGUCAAAAUAGGUGGCCAGGAGAGCAAGUUUAAAAUGCCAAAGUUCGGUAUAUCUAUGCCAAAAAUAAAAAGUCCUGACAUUGAUAUAAGUUUGUCAAAGAAAGAUAGAGAUAUUACAUUCCCAGAAGUUAAAGUUGACCUAAGAGGUACGGAAAUUGAACUACCAUCAGCUAAAGUGGAUAUUGAAGCGCCUGAGAUUUAUGCUCCUGAAGUGGAAAUCAAAGCUCCUAAGAUUGAAGUUCAACCAGGGGAUGUUGAAGUAUCUCCAUCAAAAUUUAAACUGCCAACAAUGAAAUUACCAAAAUUCUCAUUUAGAAAGCAAAGUAGCCAAGAGUCAGACGUUGAGGUUGGUGCCCCAGAUGUUGAUAUUCCUAUUCUAGAAGGAAGUUUGGAGAUCACUCAACCCCAAAUGGAGUUUCGCCCACCAGAAGUUGAUGUCAAAAUAAGUGGCCAGGAGAGCAAGUUUAAAAUGCCAAAGUUCGGUAUCUCUAUGCCAAAAAUAAAAAGUCCUGACAUUGAUAUAAGUUUGUCAAAGAAAGACAGAGAUAUUACAUUCCCAGAAGCUGAAGUUGCCGAUAUUGACAUUAAACUACCAUCAGCUAAAGUUGAUAUUGAAGCGACUGAUGUUGAAGUUCAACCAGGUGAUGUUGAAGGAUCUCCAUCAAAAUUCAAACUGCCAACGAUGAAAUUACCCAAAUUGUCAUUUGGAAAGCAAAGUAGCAAAGAGUUUGACGUUGACAUUGGUCUCCCAGAUGUUGAUGUUUCUAUUCCAGAAGGAAGUUUGGAGACCACGCAACCAAAUGUGGAGUUUCACCCACCAGGAGUUGAUGUCAAAAUAAGUGGCCAGGAGAGCAAGUUUAAAAUGCCAAAGUUUGGCAUUUCCAUGCCAAAAAUAAAAAGUCCUGAGAUUGAUAUAAGCUUAUCAACGAAAGAUGGAGACAUUACACUCCCAGAAGCUGAAGUUGAGCUCAGAGAUAUUGAAAUUAAACUACCAUCAGCUAAAGUCGAUAUUGAAGCGCCUGAGAUUGAUGUUCCUGAAGUGGAAGUUGAAACUCUUAAGACUGAAGUUAAACCAGGUGAUGUUGAAGGAUCUCCAUCAAAAUUCAAACUGCCAACAAUGAAGUUACCCAAAUUGUCAUUUGGAAAGCAAAGUAGCAAAGAGACAGACGUUGACGUUGGUCUCCCAGGAGUUGAUGUUUCUAUUCCAGAAGGAAGUUUGGAGAUCACGCAACCACAAGUGGAGUUUCACCCACCAAAAGUUGAUGUCAAAAUAAGUGGCCAGGAGAGCAAGUUUAAAAUGCCAAAGUUUGGCAUUUCCAUGCCAAAAAUAAAAAGUCCUGACAUUGAUAUAGGUUUAUCAAAGAAAUAUGGCGAUAUCAAACUCCCAGAAGCUAAAGUUGACCUAAGAGAUACAGAAAUUAAACUACCAUCAGCUAAAGUGGAAAUUGAAGCGCCUGAGAUUGACGUUCCUGAAGUGCAAAUUGAAGCUUCUAUGAUUGAAGUUCAACCAGGGGCUGUUGAAGUAUCUCCAUCAAAAUUCAAACUGCCAACAAUGAAAUUACCCAAAUUCUCAUUUAGAAAGCAAAGUAGCCAAGAGACAGACGUUGAGGUUGGUCUCCCAGAUGUUGAUGUUUCUAUUCCAGAAGGAAGUUUGGAGAUCACUCAACCACAAGUGGAGUUUCACCCACCAGAAGUUGAUGUCAAAAUAAGUGGCCAGGAGAGCAAGUUUAAAAUGCCAAGGUUUGGCAUUUCCAUGCCAAAAAUAAAAAGUCCUGACAUUGAUAUAAGUUUGUCAAAGAAGGAUAGAGAUAUUACAUUCCCAGAAGCUGAAGUCGCCGAUAUUGACAUUAAACUACCAUCAGCCAAAGUUGAUAUUGAAGCGACUAAUAUUGAAGUUAAACCAGGUGAUGUUGAAGGAUCUCCAUCAAAAUUCAAACUGCCAACGAUGAAAUUACCCAAAUUGUCAUUUGGAAAGCAAAGUACCAAAGAAUUUGAGGUUGACAUUGGUCUCCCAGAUGUUGAUGUUUCUAUUCCAGAAGGAAGUUUGGAGAUCACGCAACCACAAGUGGAGUUUCAGCCACCAGAAGUUGAUGUCAAAAUAAGUGGCCAGGAGAGCAAAUUUAAAAUGCCAAAGUUUGGCAUUUCCAUUCCAAAGAUAAAAAGUCCUGAUAUUGAUAUAAGUUUAUCAAAAAAAGAUGGCCAUAUCACAUUUCCAGAAGCUAAAGUUGACCUAAAAGAUACGGAAAUUGAAUUACCAUCAGCUAAAGUGGAUAUUGAAGCGCCUGAGAUUGACGUUCCUGAAGUGGAAAUUGAAGCUCCUAAGAUUGAAGUUCAACCAGGGGGUGUUGAAGUAUCUCCAUCAAAGUUCAAACUUCCAACAAUGAAAUUACCCAAAUUCUCAUUUAGAAAGCAAAGUAGCCAAGAGACAGACGUUGAUGUUGGUCUCCCAGAUGUUGAUGUUUCUAUUCCAGAAGGAAGUUUGGAGAUCACGCAACCAAAUGUGGAGUUUCACCCAACAGAAGUUGAUGUCAAAAUAGGUGACAAGGAGAGCAAGUUUAAAAUGCCAAAGUUUGGCAUUUCCAUUCCAAAAAUAAAAAGUCCUGACAUUGAUAUAAGUUUAUCAAAUAAAUAUGGCGAUAUCACACUCCCAGAAGCUAAAAUUGACCUAAGAGAUACAGAAAUUAAACUACCAUCAGCUAAAGUGGAAAUUGAAGCGCCUGAGAUUGACGUUCCUGAAGUGGAAAUUGAAGCUCCUAAGAUUGAAGUUCAACCAGGGGGUGUUGAAGUAUCUCCAUCAAAAUUCAAACUGCCAACAAUGAAAUUACCCAAAUUCUCAUUUAGAAAGCAAAGUAGCCAAGAGACAGACGUUGAGGUUGGUCUCCCAGAUGUUGAUGUUUCUAUUCCAGAAGGAAGUUUGGAGAUCACUCAACCACAAGUGGAGUUUCACCCACCAGAAGUUGAUGUCAAAAUAAGUGGCCAGGAGAGCAAGUUUAAAAUGCCAAAGUUUGGCAUUUCCAUGCCAAAAAUAAAAAGUCCUGACAUUGAUAUAAGUUUGUCAAAGAAGGAUAGAGAUAUAACAUUCCCAGAAGCUGAAGUCGCCGAUAUUGACAUUACACUACCAUCAGCCAAAGUUGAUAUUGAAACGACUAAUAUUGAAGUUGAACCAGGUGAUGUUGAAGGAUCUCCAUCAAAAUUCAAACUGCCAACGAUGAAAUUACCCAAAUUGUCAUUUGGAAAGCAAAGUAGCAAAGAAUUUGACGUUGACAUUGGUCUCCCAGAUGUUGAUGUUUCUAUUCCAGAAGGAAGUUUGGAGAUCACACAACCGCAAGUGGAGUUUCAGCCACCAGAAGUUGAUGUCAAAAUAAGUGGCCAGGAGAGCAAAUUUAAAAUGCCAAAGUUUGGCAUUUCCAUUCCAAAGAUAAAAAGUCCUGAUAUUGAUAUAAGUUUAUCAAAAAAAGAUGGCCAUAUCACAUUUCCAGAAGCUAAAGUUGACCUAAGAGAUACGGAAAUUGAAUUACCAUCAGCUAAAGUGGAUAUUGAAGCGCCUGAGAUUGACGUUCCUGAAGUGGAAAUUGUAGCUCCUAAGAUUGAAGUUCAACCAGGGGGUGUUGAAGUAUCUCCAUCAAAAUUUAAACUGCCAACAAUGAAAUUUCCCAAAUUUUCAUUUAGAAAGCAAAGUAGCCAAGAGACAGACGUUGAGGUUGGUCUCCCAGAUGUUGAUGUUUCUAUUCCAGAAGGAAGUUUGGAGAUCACUCAACCACAAGUGGAGUUUCACCCACCAGAAGUUGAUGUCAAAAUAAGUGGCCAGGAGAGCAAGUUUAAAAUGCCAAAGUUUGGCAUUUCCAUUCCAAAGAUAAAAAGUCCUGAUAUUGAUAUAAGUUUAUCAAAGAAAGAUGGCGAUAUCACAUUCCCAGAAGCUAAAGUUGACCUAAGAGAUACAGAAAUUAAACUACCAUCAGCUAAAGUGGAAAUUGAAGCGCCUGAGAUUGACGUCCCUGAAGUGGAAAUUGAAGCUCCUAAGAUUGAAGUUCAACCAGGAGGUGUUGAAGUAUCUCCUUCAAAAUUCAAACUGCCAACAAUGAAAUUACCCAAAUUUUCAUUUAGAAAGCAAAGUAGCCAAGAGACAGACGUUGAGGUUGGUCUCCCAGAUGUUGAUGUUUCUAUUCCAGAAGGAAGUUUGGAGAUCACACAACCACAAGUGGAGUUUCAGCCACCAGAAGUUGAUGUCAAAAUAAGUGGCCAGGAGAGCAAAUUUAAAAUGCCAAAGUUUGGCAUUUCCAUUCCAAAGAUAAAAAGUCCUGAUAUUGAUAUAAGUUUAUCAAAAAAAGAUGGCCAUAUCACAUUUCCAGAAGCUAAAGUUGACCUAAGAGAUACGGAAAUUGAAUUACCAUCAGCUAAAGUGGAUAUUGAAGCGCCUGAGAUUGACGUUCCUGAAGUGGAAAUUGAAGCUCCUAAGAUUGAAGUUCAACCAGGGGGUGUUGAAGUAUCUCCAUCAAAAUUUAAACUGCCAACAAUGAAAUUUCCCAAAUUUUCGUUUAGAAAGCAAAGUAGCCAAGAGACAGACGUUGAGGUUGGUCUCCCAGAUGUUGAUGUUUCUAUUCCAGAAGGAAGUUUGGAGAUCACUCAACCACAAGUGGAGUUUCACCCACCAGAAGUUGAUGUCAAAAUAAGUGGCCAGGAGAGCAAGUUUAAAAUGCCAAAGUUUGGCAUUUCCAUUCCAAAGAUAAAAAGUCCUGAUAUUGAUAUAAGUUUAUCAAAGAAAGAUGGCCAUAUCACAUUCCCAGAAGCUAAAGUUGACCUAAGAGACACGGAAAUUGAAUUACCAUCAGCUAAAGUGGAUAUUGAAGUGCCUGAGAUUGACGUUCCUGAAAUGGAAAUUGAAGCUCCUAAGAUUGAAGUUCAACCAGGGGGUGUUGAAGUUUCUCCAUCAAAAUUCAAACUGCCAACAAUGAAAUUACCCAAAUUCUCAUUUAGAAAGCAAAGUAGCCAAGAGACAGACGUUGAGGUUGGUCUCCCAGAUGUUGAUGUUUCUAUUCCGGGAGGAAGUUUGGAGAUCACGCAACCAAAUGUGGAGUUUCACCCACCAGAAGUUGAUGUCAAAAUAGGUGAACAGGAGAGCAAGUUUAAAAUGCCAAAGUUUGGCAUUUCCAUGCCAAAAAUAAAAAGUCCUGACAUUGACAUAAGUUUAUCAAAGAAAUAUGGCGAUAUCACACUCCCAGAAGCUAAAGUUGACCUAAGAGAUAAAGAAAUUAAACUACCAUCAGCUAAAGUGGAAAUUGAAGCGCCUGAGAUUGACCUCCCUGAAGUGGAAAUUGAAGCUCCUAAGAUUGAAGUUCAACCAGCGGGUGUUGAAGUAUCUCCAUCAAAAUUCAAACUGCCAACAAUGAAAUUACCCAAAUUCUCAUUUAGAAAGCAAAGUAGCCAAGAGACAGACGUUGAGGUUGGUCUCCCAGAUGUUGAUGUUUCUAUUCCAGAAGGAAGUUUGGAGAUCACUCAACCACAAGUGGAGUUUCACCCACCAGAAGUUGAUGUCAAAAUAAAUGGCCAGGAGAGCAAGUUUAAAAUGCCAAAGUUUGGCAUUUCCAUUCCAAAGAUAAAAAGUCCUGAUAUUGAUAUAAGUUUAUCAAAGAAAGAUGGCCAUAUCACAUUCCCAGAAGCUAAAGUUGACCUAAGAGACACGGAAAUUGAAUUACCAUCAGCUAAAGUGGAUAUUGAGGUGCCUGAGAUUGACGUUCCUGAAAUGGAAAUUGAAGCUCCUAAGAUUGAAUUUCAACCAGGGGGUGUUGAAGUUUCUCCAUCAAAAUUCAAACUGCCAACAAUGAAAUUACCCAAAUUCUCAUUUAGAAAGCAAAGUAGCCAAGAGACAGACGUUGAGGUUGGUCUCCCAGAUGUUGAUGUUUCUAUUCCGGAAGGAAGUUUGGAGAUCACGCAACCAAAUGUGGAGUUUCACCCACCAGAAGUUGAUGUCAAAAUAGGUGACCAGGAGAGCAAGUUUAAAAUGCCAAAGUUUGGCAUUUCCAUGCCAAAAAUAAAAAGUCCUGACAUUGAUAUAGGUUUAUCAAAGAAAUAUGGCGAUAUCACACUCCCAGAAGCUAAAGUUGGCCUAAAAGAUACAGAAAUAAAACUACCAUCAGCUAAAGUGGAAAUUGAAGCGCCUGAGAUUGACGUUCCUGAAGUGGAAAUUGAAGCUCCUAAGAUUGAAGUUCAACCAGGGGGUGUUGAAGUAUCUCCAUCAAAAUUCAAACUGCCAACAAUGAAAUUACCCAAAUUUUCAUUUAGAAAGCAAAGUAGCCAAGAGACAGACGUUGAGGUUGGUCUCCCAGAUGUUGAUGUUUCUAUUCCAGAAGGAAGUUUGGAGAUCACUCAACCACAAGUGGAGUUUCACCCACCAGAAGUUGAUGUCAAAAUAAGUGGCCAGGAGAGCAAGUUUAAAAUGCCAAAGUUUGGCAUUUCCAUUCCAAAGAUAAAAAGUCCUGAUAUUGAUAUAAGUUUAUCAAAGAAAGAUGGCCAUAUCACCUUCCCAGAAGCUAAAGUUGACCUAAGAGAUACGGAAAUUGAAUUACCAUCAGCUAAAGUGGAUAUUGAAGCACCUGAGAUUGACGUUCCUGAAAUGGAAAUUGAAGCUCCUAAGAUUGAAGUUCAACCAGGGGGUGUUGAAGUUUCUCCAUCAAAAUUCAAACUGCCAACAAUGAAAUUACCCAAAUUCUCAUUUAGAAAGCAAAGUAGCCAAGAGACAGACGUUGAGGUUGGUCUCCCAGAUGUUGAUGUUUCUAUUCCAGAAGGAAGUUUGGAGAUCACUCAACCACAAGUGGAGUUUCACCCACCAGAAGUUGAUGUCAAAAUAAGUGGCCAGGAGAGCAAGUUUAAAAUGCCAAACUUUGGCAUUUCCAUGCCAAAAAUAAAAAGUCCUGACAUUGAUAUAAGUUUGUCAAAGAAGGAUAGAGAUAUUACAUUCCCAGAAGCUGAAGUCGCCGAUAUUGACAUUAAACUACCAUCAGCCAAAGUUGAUAUUGAAGCGAAUAAUAUUGAAGUUAAACCAGUUGAUGUUGAAGGAUCUCCAUCAAAAUUCAAACUGCCAACGAUGAAAUUACCCAAAUUGUCAUUUGGAAAGCAAAGUAGCAAAGAAUUUGACAUUGACAUUGGUCUCCCAGAUGUUGAUGUUUCUAUUCCAGAAGGAAGUUUGGAGAUCACACAACCACAAGUUGAGUUUCAGCCACCAGAAGUUGAUGUCAAAAUAAGUGGCCAGGAGAGCAAAUUUAAAAUGCCAAAGUUUGGCAUUUCCAUUCCAAAAAUAAAAAGUCCUGACAUUGAUGUAAGUUUAUCAAAGAAAUAUGGCGAUAUCACACUCCCAGAAGCUAAAGUUGACCUAAGAGAUACAGAAAUUGAACUACCAUCAGCUAAAGUGGAAAUUGAAGCGCCUGAGAUUGAAGUUCCUGAAGUGGAAAUUGAAGCUCCUAAGAUUGAAGUUCAACCAGGGGGUGUUGAAGUAUCUCCAUCAAAGUUCAAACUGCCAACAAUGAAAUUACCCAAAUUUUCAUUUAGAAAGCAAAGUAGCCAAGAGACAGACAUUGAGGUUGGUCACCCAGAUAUUGAUGUUUCUAUUCCAGAAGGAAGUUUGGAGAUCACGCAACCACAAGUGGAGUUUCAACCACCAGAAGUUGAUGUCAAAAUAAGUGGCCAGGAGAGCAAAUUUAAAAUGCCAAAGUUUGGCAUUUCCAUUCCAAAGAUAAAAAGUCCUGAUAUUGAUAUAAGUUUAUCAAAGAAAUAUGGUGAUAUCACACUCCCAGAAGCUAAAGUUGACCUAAGAGAUACAGAAAUUAAACUACCAUCAGCUAAAGUGGAAAUUGAAGCGCCUGAGAUUGACGUUCCUGAAGUGGAAAUUGAAGCUCCUAAGAUUGAAGUUCAACCAGGGGGUGUUGAAGUAUCUCCUUCAAAAUUCAAACUGCCAACCAUUAAAUUACCCAAAUUCUCAUUUAGAAAGCAAAGUAGCCAAGAGACAGACGUUGAGGUUGGUCUCCCAGAUGUUGAUGUUUCUAUUCCAGAAGGAAGUUUGGAUAUCACGCAACCACAAGUGGAGUUUCACUCACCAGAAGCUGAUGUCAAAAUAAGUGGCCAGGAGAGCAAGUUUAAAAUGCCAAAAUUUGGCAUUGCCAUGCCAAAAAUAAAAAGUCCUGACAUUGAUAUAAGUUUGUCAAAGAAGGAUAGAGAUAUUACAUUCCCAGAAACUGAAGUCGCCGAUAUUGACAUUAAACUACCAUCAGCCAAAGUUGAUAUUGAAGCGACUAAUAUUGAAAUUAAACCAGGUGAUGUUGAAGGAUCUCCAUUAAAAUUCAAACUGCCAACGAUGAAAUUACCCAAAUUGUCAUUUGGAAAGCAAAGUAGCAAAGAAUUCGACGUUGACGUUGAUCUCCCAGAUGUUGAUGUUUCUAUUCCAGAAGGAAGUUUGGAGAUCACGCAACCACAAGUGGAGUUUCAGCCACCAGAAGUUGAUGUCAAAAUAAGUGGCCAGGAGAGCAAAUUUAAAAUGCCAAAGUUUGGUAUUUCCAUUCCAAAGAUAAAAAGUCCUGACAUGGAUAUAAGUUUAUCAAAGAAAGAUGGCGAUAUCACACUCCCGGGAGCUAAAGUUGACCUUAGAGAUACGGAAAUUAAAUUACCAUCGGCUAAAGUGGAUAUUGAAGCGCCUGAGAUUGACGUUCCUGAAGUGGAAAUUGAAGCUCCUAAGAUUGAAGUUCAGCCAGUUGAUGUUAAAGUAUCUCCAUCAAAAUUUAAACUUCCAACAAUGAAAUUACCCAAAUUGUCAUUUGGAAAGCAAAGUAGCAAAGAGUUUGACGUUGACGUUGGUCUCCCAGAUGUUGAUGUUUGUAUUCCAGAAGGAAGUUUGGAGAUCACGCAACCACAAGUAGAGUUUCACCCAACAGAAGUUGAUGUCAAAAUAAGUGGCCAGGAGAGCAAAUUUAAAAUGCCAAAGUUUGGCAUUUCCAUUCCAAAGAUAAAAAGUCCUGAUAUUGAUAUAAGUUUAUCAAAGAAAGAUGGCCAUAUCACAUUCCCAGAAGGUAAAGUUGACCUAAGAGAUACGGAAAUUGAAUUACCAUCAGCUAAAGUGGAAAUUGAAGCGCCUGAGAUUGACGUUCCUGAAGUGGAAAUUGAAGCUCCUAAGAUUGAAGUUCAACCAGGGGGUGUUGAAGUAUCUCCAUCAAAAUUUAAACUUCCAACAAUGAAAUUACCCAAAUUGUCAUUUAGAAAGCAAAGUAGCAAAGAGUUUGACGUUGACGUUGAUCUCCCAGGUGUUGAUAUUUGUAUUCCAAAAGGAAGUUUGGAGAUCACGCAACCAAAUGUGGAGUUUCACACACCAGAAGUUGAUGUCAAAAUAGGUGACCAGGAGAGCAAGUUUAAAAUGCCAAAGUUUGGCAUUUCCAUUCCAAAAAUAAAAAGUCCUGACACUGAUAUAAGUUUAUCAAAGAAAGAUGGCCAUAUCACAUUCCCAGAAGGUAAAGUUGACCUAAGAGAUACGGAAAUUGAAUUACCAUCAGCUAAAGUGGAAAUUGAAGCGCCUGAGUUUGACGUUCCUGAAGUGGAAAUUGAAGCUCCUAAGAUUGAAGUUCAACCAGGGGGUGUUAAAGUAUCUCCAUCAAAAUUCAAACUGCCAACAAUGAAAUUACCCAAACUCUCAUUUAAAAAGCAAAGUAGCCAAGAGACAGACGUUGAGUUUGGUCUCCCAGAUGUUGAUGUUUCUAUUCCAGAAGGAAGUUUGGAGAUCACGCAACCAAAUGUGGAGUUUCACCCACCAGAAGUUGAUGUCAAAAUAAGUGGCCAGGAGAGCAAGUUUAAAAUGCCAAAGUUUGGCAUUUCCAUGCCAAAAAUAAAAAGUCCUGACAUUGAUAUAAGUUUGUCAAAGAAGGAUAGAGAUAUUACAUUCCCAGAAGCUGAAGUCGCCGAUAUUGACAUUAAACUGCCAUCAGCCAAAGUUGAUAUUGAAGCGACUAAUAUUGAAGUUCAACCAGGUGAUGUUGAAGGAUCUCCAUCAAAAUUCAAACUGCCAACGAUGAAAUUACCCAAAUUGUCAUUUGGAAAGCAAAGUAGCAAAGAAUUUGACGUUGACAUUGGUCUUCCAGAUGUUGAUGUUUCUGUUCCAGAAGGAAGUUUGGAGAUCACGCAACCACAAAUGGAGUUUCACCCACCAGAAGUUGAUGUCAAAAUACGUGGCCAGGAGAGCAAAUUUAAAAUGCCAAAGUUUGGUAUUUCCAUUCCAAAGAUAAAAAGUCCUGACACUGAUAUACGUUUAUCGAAGAAAGAUGGCGAUAUCACAUUCCCAGAAGGUAAAGUUGACCUAAGAGAUACGGAAAUUGAAUUACCAUCAGCUAAAGUGGAAAUUGAAGCGCCUGAGAUUGACGUUCCCGAAGUGGAAAUUGAAGCUCCUAAGAUUGAAGUUCAACCAGGUGAUGUUAAAGUAUCUCCAUCAAAAUUUAAACUUCCAACAAUGAAAUUACCAAAAUUGUCAUUUGGAAAGCAAAGUAGCAAAGACUUUGACGUUGACGUUGACGUUGGUCUCCCAGAUGUUGAUGUUUAUAUUCCAGAAGGAAGAUUGGAGAUCACGCAACCACAAGUAGAGUUUCACCCACCAGAAGUUGAUGUCAAAGUAGGUGGCCAGGAGAGCAAGUUUAAAAUGCCAAAGUUUGGCAUUUCCAUUCCAAAAAUAGAAAGUCCUGACAUGGAUAUAAGUUUAUCAAAGAAAGAUGGCGAUAUCACACUCCCAGGAGCUAAAGUUGACCUUAGAGAUACGGAAAUUAAAUUACCAUCAGCUAAAGUGGAUAUUGAAGCGCCUGAAAUUGACGUUCCUGAAGUGGAAAUUGAAGCUCCUAAGAUUGAAGUUCAGCCAGGUGAUGUUAAAGUAUCUCCAUCAAAAUUUAAACUUCCAACAAUGAAAUUACCCAAAUUGUCAUUUGGAAAGCGAAGUAGCAAAGAGUUUGACGUUGACGUUGGUCUCCCAGAUGUUGAUGUUUGUAUUCCAGAAGGAAGUUUGGAGAUCACGCAACCACAAGUAGAGUUUCACCCACCAGAAGUUGAUGUCAAGGACAGCAAGUUUAAAAUGCCAAAGUUUGGCAUUUCCAUGCCAAAAAUAAAAAGUCCUGACAUUGAUAUAAGCUUAUCAACGAAAGAUGGAGAUAUCACACUCCCAGAAGCUGAAGUUGACCUCAGAGAUAUUGAAAUUAAACUACCAUCAGCUAAUGUGGGUAUUGAAACGCCAGAGAUUGAUAUUCCUGAAGUGGAAAUUGAAGCUCCUAAGAUUGAAGUUCAAUCAGGUGAUGUUGAAGGGUCUCCAUUAAAAUUCAAACCGUCAACGAUGAAAUUACCCAAAUUGUCGUUUGGAAAGCAAAUUAGCAAAGAGUCUGACGUUGAUGUUGCUCUCCCAGAUGUUGAUGGUUCUAUUCCAGAAGGAAGUUUGGAGAUCACGCAACCACAAGUGGAGUUUCACCCACCAAAAGUUGAUGUCAAAAUAGGUGGACAAGAUAGCAAGUUUAAAAUGCCAACGUUUGGCAUUUCCAUUACAAAAAUAAAAAGUCCUGACAUUGAUAUAAGCUUAUCAAAGAAAGAUGGAGAUAGCCCACUCCCAGAAGCUGAAUUUGACCUCAGUGAUAUUGAAAUUAAACAACCAUCACCUACAGUGGAAAUUGCAUCUCCUAAAGUUGACGUUCAAAUAAGUAAUGUUGAAGGCUCGUCAUCAAAAUUUAAAUUCCCAUCUUUUACAUUACCUAAAUUUGGAGGCUCGCCAUCAAAGAUUAGCGUUGAAGCACCUGGUUUGAGCAAAAACCUUGAAAUUGAUGUCAAACAUGUAGAAAUAUCUGAAGACGAUGCUACAGUCGUUGUUAUAGCACCCAGCACUGAUAUUGAAGGCCUGUCUACACGAGGGGAACCAGAAGGAUCCAGACACAAGUCGGAUGUUGAUGCUGUAAUUGAAUUAGAGGUCAAAUUAGACGCAUCUAAAGCCAGAGUAACGGAUUCUGAAAGUGUCAAAACUGAGAUUGAUGAUGUUAGCCCCACCUCUCCAAGUAAAUUCAAACUUCCAACAUUUAAAAUGCCAAAGAUGGCUUUUUCAAGACAAAAACCAGAAGGAGAAUGUGUUUCCAUAGACACAGAUGAUAAAGACAAUCAACUAGAGAUGAAAGCUGAACUGAAUGGGCACAGUAAAUCCCCACAAGCCACUCCAACACUACUUGGUGAUAUACUAAAGAAUUUUGAAGUUCAAUUUGAUGUUGCAAAAAUAGAAAAAAAGUAUGAGCAUCAAGUCGCAUCAAGGCAGGUUCAAGAAGAAGAAAAACUGCAAGGAAAGGAGGUCAAUAACAGCAAGCAACAAACUACAACAAGUCCUGAAAGGACAGGAUGGUUUAGAUUUCCAACAUUUGGGCUCUCCUCACCUGUGGAACCUGCCAAAACUCCUCAAAAAGAAGACCAGAAGGAUCAGAAGAGCCCAACAGGAGAACAUGAAGAAAUUAGCCUCACCUCUUCUGUCCUAUCGUCCGACGUCUUUGCUGAUAUCAGAUCAACGAUGACUAGUGAGCAUGUUGUCAUGUCCUCAUCAUCUCCAACCAAGGUCACAGUCAAAUAUUCUGAUCCCAACUUCUCUCCUGAUUUCAAAGAGAUGCACGAUAACAUCCUUACUUCCACCACAAGGUCAGAGCUGAUAAGGAUUGAGCCAAAUUUACCAGAGAAAAUCACCAUCUCGUCAUCUGAGUUCUCGUCUUCAUCUGAAGAAACAGUGAGACUGCCAUCGGGAAAAAUACACGUCUUUACCUCAAAUAUACAUGCAUCCCCAGAAGCACAGCGGACCAAGCUUCUUUCCACUGUCCAAACAGCCGGGGAGACCAGCCAGGCUUCUUCGUGGACUGUUGAGAGUUCUCAGAGUAGCACGAGAACUGUAUCACAGAAAAGAAUAAUUCGUGAAACGUCGCAUGAAAGCAAAGAGACGGUCGUUAUUACUAAACAAAUCACAAAAACAUUUGACCCUGAAGAGCUCUUCACUGACGAAACUGCUUCAUCCGUCCAGAGACUCAGAGACUCUGUUCACUCUGAGAAAAUUAGAUUUUUUGACGGUGUUGAGAAGUGAAAUACUUUCAUGAAAAGUGCAAGUGUGGAGCUGCCUAUAUAAAAUGUCCUGGGCCCAGUUACAAAUAAUAACAGAGAGAACAAUUGUGGAGAGAAUGUUUAAUUGAGGGCAGGUAUUAACUUUCACUGUAGCUGCAUGUUUUUUUUGUCUAGAAAAAGACAAGAGUAAUGUUGUCCACAAAGAAAAUGUGACACAACUGUUAAUAAGCUAUGUAUCUAAGUGUCUUAUGACAGUGCCUCCCCAAAUAUGCUUAAACGUGGUACAGAAUAUGUGUAAACGUUUAAGUAUCGCAGUUGUGUUCGAACAUUACGGGGUGUUAACCAAUGGUGCAUCAUUUUGGGAAGUUAAACAAUGGCAAAAAUGUAUGUUUAUGAUGACUUCUAAAAGAAGAUCAUAGAGACUACAACAGUGCAGUGUAUGGCAUCAAAAAUGUGUGUAUGUUUGUAUGUCUGCUGAGGUGUUCUUGUGGCUCCCGUUCAAUUGUAAAGGAAACAAUAUCAGAAAAAAGUUAUGAUGACAAAAAGUGUACCACUGUAACUAUAUUUUUUAUUAAUAGAUUUGCUUAAAGCCUAAUUUGCUACAGUAAACAUCUAUCAGCAGUACAUUCUCAUUCAAUGAUGACUAAGAUAGUGCCUGUGUAAAUAGCUUUUAAUGACCUCUGGAGCAUCGCCGCAUCAUUUGUAUCCAGACGAUUUCAUGUGCUUUAACGCCAAAUGUUUGCAAGACAUGCACAAUAAAGACACAAUAUAACAAGCCAAUCAAUGUCUGUAAUUGAUGACUUACCAGAGAUUUUUGAAUAUCCGAUAGGCUUUAAGGUC
Molecule: messenger RNA, 16631 nt
Organism: Entelurus aequoreus (snake pipefish)
Lineage: Eukaryota; Metazoa; Chordata; Actinopteri; Syngnathiformes; Syngnathidae
Product: neuroblast differentiation-associated protein AHNAK-like
Exons: 8
Coding region: 61-15813 (5250 amino acids)
Biological process (GO): regulation of RNA splicing; peripheral nervous system myelin maintenance
Cellular component (GO): cytoplasm; nucleus
Molecular function (GO): protein binding
Source: RefSeq, a predicted model, not a curated record